AUGUACAGUAGUAGCAACAAUCAAAAUUGGUUUGGUGUCAAUCAUGAGACUGCAACACCACCUUCAAUGAUUCAUCAUCAUCAUCAUGCUGCUGCAAAUAUAUCCACCAACAAUUUACAUCAAAUGAAUGGCAAUCAUCAUGCACAACAUCAUCAUCCUCUACAACAGCAGCAGCACCAGCAGCAUCAUUCCCAAAACAUGUCCUCAAAUCAAAAUAUCUAUUUACGCAAACGUUCCGUUUCCAAUUCAAAUCCUGCCUUAGAUCGUCCAGCCCCAGCACCGGAUAUACCCAUACAAGUGGAAUAUGAAGUGGCGGUACCAUUUGUCUCCACAUACCGCCAUACGCCCUAUCAUUCGCUGUGGGACUUACAUGAAUGCUCAUCUGCCGCACCGCCUACAGGACUAUCACACAUGGCCCGCAUGAUGGAUUCUCUGAUUCUAGAUCAAUAUCCACCAUUUGCUUUUACCAAAAUAACAACAACACAUCGGCCGUCAAAGACAGGCAAUAAAAAGACCGAAACAACAAGGACUACAUCUAUGGGAGGAUUGGUGCCGCCACAAACCUCUACAGGAAUAGGUAUAAGGUUAAAAAAUCGUAUACCCACACAAGAAGUUUCACCUCAGCCGAGACCAAAUACAAAUUUGCCCUCAACUAAUGGUCCCUCGGCCAAUGCCAUACAUGCUAACUCAACAUCAUUUCCCACACACAAUGACAAUAGAUGGAUAUCUUCGUUGAGACGCAGAGAUCCGGAAUUACAGCCCACUUUGCCCUCUAUAAAUCUAAGUCAUCAUGGCAGUUCACACAAUGUGGCCAGCGGCUCGUUGGCCGAUCGUUCAGAGAAACGUAACUCACGCUCUUUAAAGACCUCAACCAUGCCCAUACGUAAAAGUCGUUCCGUGGAACGUGUCAGAGCCCGUAAAAUGAUCAACUCCCAAAUGAAAAUGAAAGACAAGGGCAAGAAAAAUUCCAUAGAUGAAAACUCCAAUUCGGAUGAUCAGGAAGCUACCUCUCUGGAGGAAAAUUCAACCUCACAAAGUACUCCCAAAAAUUCACCGAAAACUUCCUCGAAAUCAAAAGUUUUCUCACCAUCCGGCUAUGAAACGCAUUUAGUUGAGACUCUGGAGAAAGACAUUUUACAAAGGCAUCCGGGUGUCAAGUGGACCGAUGUUGCUGGUUUGAAUGAGGCCAAAUCUAUAUUGCAGGAGGCGGUUGUCUUGCCCAUCAUAAUGCCCGAUUUUUUCAAAGGUAUACGCAGACCUUGGCGUGGUGUUCUAAUGGUGGGUCCACCAGGCACCGGAAAAACUAUGCUGGCCAAGGCUGUGGCUACCGAAUGUGGUACAACGUUCUUUAAUGUUUCCUCCUCGACCCUGACGUCGAAAUAUCGGGGGGAAAGUGAGAAGCUGGUGCGCUUAUUAUUCGAAAUGGCUAGAUUUUAUGCUCCCAGCACAAUAUUUAUUGAUGAGAUCGAUGCAUUGUGUUCGGCGAGACGUAGUGAUUCGGAGCAUGAGGCUAGUCGUCGUUUCAAAGCUGAACUAUUGAUACAAAUGGAUGGAUUAAAUGCCACAAUGCAAGAUGAUAAAGUCAUUAUGGUUCUGGCAGCCACUAAUCAUCCGUGGGAUAUUGAUGAAGCUUUUCGAAGACGUUUCGAAAAACGUAUCUACAUAGCGCUGCCGAAUGAGGAAACCCGUUCGGCUUUAUUGAAACUUUGCCUAAAAGAUGUCAAUCUCUCACCUUCUCUGGACACCAACAUGAUUGGUGAUCAAAUGAAGGGCUACUCAGGUUUUGAUAUUAGCAACGUAUGUCGCGAUGCUGCCAUGAUGCCCAUGCGUCGACAAAUUUUCGGACGUACCCCCGAAGAGAUACGACAAAUACGCCGUGAAGAAAUCGAUUUACCCAUAACACUGCAAGAUUUCCAGGAUGCCAUGCAGCGUACUAAGAAAUCAGUGUCGGCCGAUGAUGUCAAUCGUUUUGAAAAAUGGAUGGAGGAAUAUGGCUCUUGCUGAAUACGUAUCU
Calliphora vicina (urban bluebottle blowfly) is the source of this 2014-nucleotide messenger RNA. RefSeq names its product katanin p60-like 1 (gene kat-60L1). Gene Ontology annotation, biological process: microtubule severing. NCBI's taxonomy places the organism in Eukaryota, Metazoa, Arthropoda, Insecta, Diptera, Calliphoridae. The coding region runs from base 1 to 2004 and encodes 667 amino acids. The transcript is spliced from 4 exons. Gene Ontology annotation, molecular function: microtubule binding; microtubule severing ATPase activity; ATP binding. Gene Ontology annotation, cellular component: microtubule cytoskeleton. The record is from RefSeq and is a predicted model, not a curated record.